AUGCUGUUGAUGGCGCUGAAAGGCGCCGAGUGGGCUUCUGGGGAAAAGCAUCCCGGGAACCCCGUCCUGACUUCUCUGGAGGGCUACCACAAGCUUUACCAGCAGUCACUUAGCGACCCGGACGCCUUCUGGGCGCGGCAAGCCCGGGACCUUCUCGAAUGGGAUACGCCGUUCAAGAAGGUCCACCACGGCGGGUUCGAGCACGGCGACAUGGCCUGGUUCGCCGGCGGGAAGCUCAACGCCUGUGUGAACUGCUUGGACCGCCAUGCGUUCCAAAACUCGGACAAGAUCGCUAUUGAAGUUGAGCCGGACGACCCCAUCGCCGGCCGGCAGCUCACCUACGGCGACCUACUUCGGGAGGUAUGCAAGGCGGCUCAGGUGCUUCGUGCCCAUGGCGUGCGCAAGGGCGACGUGGUGACCAUCUACAUGCCUAUGGUGGCAGAAGCUGUCAUCGCAAUACUUGCCUGUGCCCGGAUCGGCGCCAUGCACUCGGUGGUAUUUGCAGGCUUCUCCGCCACUGCUCUGCGGGAUCGGAUUGUCGAGGCCCAAUCAACCGUGGUGAUAACUGCAGACGAGAGUCGGCGGCCUGGCAAGAUUGUUCCGCUCAAGAAAAUUGUUGACGAGGCCCUGGCGGCGGGACAGCCGACGUGUGUCAAAUACUGUCUGGUGGUAUCGCAUACUGGUGCCGACGUGCCAAUGCUCAGUGGCCGAGACAAGUCUUGGUCUGGGGAGCUGGCCAAGUUUCCAGGCUACUGCCCAGCUGAGCCGAUGGAUGCAGAAGACGGAUUGUUUCUGCUGUACACGUCUGGGUCGACAGGCAAGCCAAAGGGACUGCUGCACACGGUCGGCGGGUUCCUGUUGGGUGCCGCCAUGAACGGCAAAUACACCUUUGAUCUGCAGCCGCAGGACAGGUUCUUCUGCGCCGGUGACAUCGGCUGGAUCACUGGGCACACAUACGGGGUUUACAUGCCUCUGCUGGCUGGAAUUGCAACGGUCCUGUACGAAGGCACCCCGCUGUAUCCUGACGCCUCACGGUACUGGACCAUCAUCAACCGGCUCAGAGUAACUCAUCUUUAUACUGCCCCUACAUCAAUCCGCCUGCUGAAGCGCCAAGGCGACACCCACAUCACCGCCCACCAGCCUUUCAGUUCGUUACGAGUACUUGCAUGUGUCGGGGAGCCGCUCGCGCCUGAGGUCUGGAAAUGGGCGCACAGUGUCAUUGGCCAAGGCAAUGUCCAGAUUCUCGAUACUUAUUUCCAAACUGAGACAGGGAGUCACGCACUCACCCCACUGGCCGGAAUCACGCCCUCCAAGCCUGGGAGCUCUGGUCUUCCUUUCUUUGGGAUGGAGGCCGUGAUUCUCGACCCCGAAUCGGGAACAGAGAUCACCUCGAGGACAGCCACAGGCGUCUUGGCGUUCAAACGCCCGUGGCCGAGCAUUGCCCGAACGGUACUGGGAUCACACCAGCGGUUCAUGGACACGUAUUUAAACCCAUACCCAGGGCAUUAUUUCACUGGCGACGGUGCCACACGCGACGAGGACGGGUACUACUUCAUCUCCGGGCGGGUCGAUGACGUGGUCAACGUGUCUGGUCAUCGGAUUUCUACCGGUGAGGUUGAAGGCGCUCUCUUACAAAACUCCAUCGUUGCCGAAGCAGCUGUUGUGGGGUCCGAGGACGAACUUCUGGGCCAGGCAAUAACCGGCUUUGUGUCCCUAAAAGAGUCCGCCAUGUCUGGCAUCGACAGCACAAAGGUCCGGCAAAUGCUCAUCCAGCAGGUCAGGCGUACUAUCGGGCCCUUCUCAGCUCCAAAGAGGAUCUACCUCGUCUCGGACCUGCCAAAGACGAGGUCCGGGAAGAUCAUGAGGAGAUUGUUGCGGAAGAUGUUGCAAGGAGAGUUGAUUGAAAACUUGGGUGAUACUUCCACUGUAAGCUUCGUCUGA
Messenger RNA from Diaporthe batatas, 1941 nucleotides. RefSeq lists its product as uncharacterized. Gene Ontology annotation, cellular component: cytosol. Gene Ontology annotation, molecular function: acetyl-CoA synthetase activity; AMP binding. Bases 1 to 1941 code for a protein of 646 amino acids. The transcript is spliced from 5 exons. Lineage: Eukaryota; Fungi; Ascomycota; Sordariomycetes; Diaporthales; Diaporthaceae. The record is from RefSeq and is a predicted model, not a curated record.